AAAGGAUGCAAGACGCCGAAAAUUUACCACCAAAAUAAAGUAGAAUAUGUCACGAAAAAACUCUCAGAAUAUUCGGUAAAAGCAUUUUCGAGUUAUUAAUUCGUAAAGCUACUGUAGUCAGAAUUGCGAAAAAGGGCUCAGUUCUUAAGGUGAAAAAGGGCUGCGUCCUUAAGGGGUUAAAAAACUCAAACAUUAACCCCUUCCAUAUUAAAAGUUCACAUCGUUCCCAGUUUCCUAUUUUUCAUAUUAAAAGAAUUUAAAACAUGAUAUAAUAAAUAUAACAUGAAAGAUCCAUAUGGACAUAAGGCUGUCCGGGCAUGCUGGGAGUUGUCAUUUUGCAACAUCUGGAGGUCCGCAGUUUGGAGACCACUAUUUCAUAUUCAUGACUAUUAUUACAUUAUGUACAAACACUGAAUGUUUUAAUUAUUACUCCUACGUCAAUGCAUUCCAUUAUUAUUACUGUUAUUAGAAAAUAAGCACAGCUCAGCUCUUGCUCCUAAUAUUAACUGUACACCAGGUAUGUGACAGGUCGCAAUGACAUCUGGGAGUUGUAGUGUACUCCUUCAGUCACCAGGUAAAUCCAAUUCUAGACACCACAACUCCCAUGAUGCUUUUCGAUCUCAUUAUCUGAAUACCCCUCUUGUUGUCCCGCAAUGGCUACUGGGAGAUGUAGUCGCGGCGGGCGCCAUCAUGCUUAGCGGCCUGGAAGCAGUCUAGUAAGAAUUUGGCGUUGCUGAGCGGGGAGCUUGUACGGAAAGUGCGCCGAGGCCUCAAGGCCGUCACACCGCCCUCCCCCUUCAAGGCUGCCGUCAUGUCUUUAGUGGCUUACGCCAGCAGUGAGGAAAGCGACUCGGAGUCGGAGAUGGCGCCGGAGUCUUCCGGGGGACUGCAUACCAGCCUGCCCCCAACACGAAAGGACGUCACUUCUGGACAUGCCGAAGCCUUGGGCUAUAGUUCGGCGUAUGCCCGCCAGUCACCGGGAGAGCAGGAGCAGCACAGUCCAGGAUUUUACCCUCCCCCCGGAGUGUACGGACUCGGCUACCCGCCUGGCUAUGCACCUCCGCCGCCGCCGAAUUUUAGCUCCUCCUCGUAUGGAUCUCCAGGAUAUCCUAGCAGCCCAGGGUAUGGUGGCUACAGCCACAGUAAUCAUGGGGGGCCCUCCUUUUCCACCUUAGGAUAUAGCCAUCAAGGGCCCAAUACCACCAACUUUCCACCUCCUGGUAUGAACCUCCCCCCUCCACAGGGUGGACAUGGUAUGGCCCUCCUCCCACCUCAUAGUGGACCAGGAUUAAACCAUCCACCUCCCCAAGGGGGUCCAAACAUGAAAGUACCACCCCCUCAGGGGGGCUCAAACAUGAACCUUCCACCUCCUCAGAGUGGUCCAGGCAUGAACCACCACCUUCCUCCUCCUCCUCCAGGUGGUCCUGGUUUGAACCUUUCACUUCCCCCUCAAGGUUGUCCCAACAUGAACCUUCCACCCCCUUCUCACACUAGCACUGGGUUGAAUUUGCCUCCACCUCAAGGAGUUUCUGGACUAUGCUUGCCCCCACCCCAGAACUCACAUGGUUUGACACUGCCUCCCCCACAGAGCUGUUCUGGCUUAAACCUAUCUACACCUCAGGGUAGCCUUGGUAUGACCCUCUCUCCUUCUCCACAAUCUGGUAAUGGAAAUCACUUGCCUCACCUGAUGGGUGGCCACACAAUGACCCUUCCACAGCCACAGGGUAGUGGAGGGGUUAACCUGCUGCCACCAACCAACAGUCCAGUGCUAAACAUUCCUCCUCCUCAGCAGAGCUCACUGUCCUCUAUGGCAGCCGAGCCACGAAUUGCUUUACCUCCACCUAAAGUCUCUGGUCAAGGGAUGAAGCUUCCACCACCAGAAAAUGAAAAUACAAAGCCGAAGAAGAGAUUGGAGCCUGUGAAGAUCAGCGUUCCUGAGUUGCGUGCAGCAGACUCAGAUUCUGAUGAAGAGGAACCAAGCAGGAAGAAAAAGGCCAGCCAGAGCACCAAGGAAGCCUUUGGUUUGUCUUCUUUACUCCCUCAACCAAAAAAUGCCCCAGGAGGCGAUUUUAAGCGUCAGCUUCUCCCUUAUGCUUUUACAAAAAAGGUGUCUGAGGCUCCUAGUGAUGCAAAGCUUUCCAAAGGGACUCCAUUGUCUAAACCCAAGAUUACUGCCAUUCCUGAGAUCUCCAACACUCCAUCACCAUCCGCUAUCAAAGCGGCAGCAAAAAAUGCAGCUCUGCAAGUCACUAAGCAAAUCACCCAGGAGGAGGAUGAUGACAGUGAUGAUGAGUUGCAUCAAGGCAAUUUCUUCUCAUUGUCAGAAGGCAAAGAGAUUCCUCCUCUUCCUUCUUCUUCAGAACACUUUACAUACCCGCUUCCUAGCAUAAAUGACGAUGGACCGCCUGGGGUAGAUCCUACUGAGCUGCAGAGUGAUGCAGCAAAUGCACCUUUGGAGUUCAAAACUGCAGCUGGUCAAGUGUCCAGCCAGCAAUGGCCAGUCUCGUCUGGUGAUGACUACAACAACCAAGAGUACAACCAGUAUCCUGAAUCCUCAAACUCAUCAGAAGCCUCUUACUACUCACAGGGAUAUUACGGCAGUGGGUAUUACCAGGAGCAGCCAUCAUCCACACAAGACAGCAUGGGCAGCGACUCCUUUAUGGACGAUGAAGCUUUUAAGCGGCUCCAGGGGAAGAGGAACCGGGGAAGAGAAGAAAUAAAUUUUGUUGAAAUCAAAGGUGAUGACCAGCUUAGCGGUAACCAGCAAUGGCUGACUAAAGCUCUGACAGAAGAGAAAAACAUGAAGUCCUUCAGCAAGAAAAAAGGAGAACAGCCAACAGGACAGCAGAGGCGGAAGCAUCAGAUCACCUACCUAAUCCACCAGGCAAAGGAGAGGGAACUGGAACUGAAAAACACUUGGUCUGACAAUAAGAUGAGCCGACGGCAGACCCAAGCAAAAUAUGGGUUUUAAUGCCCUCAGCUGGGAGUGGUCUGGUUCAAUCUCUCUACUUGCCAGAAAUAAGAAACCAUUUAUUGCCAAGGAGACGGACAUACAUCCAGGCACCCCUCAACAUUGUAUUUCAUCUGAAUGUUAUUACCUCCAGUUAUGCCAGAUUGUUAUUUUUAUAGAUUAUAGCUGGCACUGAAAUGGUCUACUUGUAUAGUGUGUGAAUAACAGGACACAGUCUGUCAAUGUAAAAGACCUUUCCAAAUGUUCUUAAGCUUUUUUGUGGCCUGUUACUUAGUUGGUCUUAAUCCUUUCCUUCAAUUUCUAAUCCUGGACUUUUUGUCUAUUUUGCACAUGGGAGGCAGCCAGUUUGUGGGACCCUUACGAACGUGUUCAAGCCCUCUUUAGGGUUUGCAUGAAUAAUCUUUGACAGAUCUUGGUUUGACUGUUAAAGGGGUUAUCCAGGAAAAAACUUUAUAUAUAAUCAACUGUCUCCAGAAAGUUAAACAGAUUUGUAAAUUACUUCUAUUAAAAAAUCUUAAUCCUUUCAGUACUUAUGAGCUGCUGAAGUUGAGUUGUUCUUUUCUGUCUAAGUGCUCUCUGAUGGCACGUGUCUCGGGAGCUGUCCAGAGUAGAAGCAAAUUCCCAUAGCAAACCUAUUCUGCUCUGUGCAGUUCCUGAGACAAGCAGAGAUGUCAGCAGAGAGCACUGUUUCCAGACAGAUAAGAACAACUCAACUUAAGUAGCUGAUAAUUAUUGGAUGGAUUAGGAAUUUUUAAUAUAAGGAAUUUACAAAUCUGUAAAAAAAAAAAAAACUUUCUGGAGCCAGUUGAUCUAAAAAACAUUUUUUUUUUCCUGGAAUACCCCUUUAAUGAAUAAGGGAGGGGUUGUAAAGUGUGGAUCCACUUUAUUUCAUGAAGUAGACAUAUUUGAGUGUUAUCAGGCUGUGUUCACAUGGUUUGUUAUCUGUAUUUCAAUUUUCUGAAGUUGCCAUAAAAAUGCUUUGGUUUUACCAUAAUUUGCAACAUUACAGGAAAACUGCAGUGUUUUUGCCAUAAUUUGGUACAAUUGAAGCAAAACUUCAACAUGUGAACACAGCAUCAAAGUGGACAAUGCUUUUAUAUCCAAUGACCAGAAGGCAAAUGUGAUGCCCUGGUUCAGGCUGAAGCUAGUGUGCGCAAUCUACCAGGCUGACUGUGCAUACACGUAUGUCCACUCUCUUAGCAUUGGCCAUCAGGAUUGAUUGCUGGAUGAGCAUUUUGAAGAUAUUUAGCUUAUAGACCCCCUCUAUCAUAUUAGGAUAUGAAAGCUACAACUAUGCCCACUGCUGGAGCACAUACUAGUUGAUGUUGGUGGGCAUUUAUUACAAUGGUCAUAUUAGCAUAAGCACAAAUACCCCAUAGUUAUUCGAACUCUCUUCUAAAACCUCUCCUAAACUACAGUAAAAGCUCAGAAGUUAUUCUGUAAUCUUUCUUUCUACUUACUACUCAAUUCUCUUGCUGUAACACCACAAACACAGUAGUGUAAGCAGCUAUUAAAUUGCUGAGCUUAGUUAUCCUCUUUGUGUAUCAGUAUACUUAGUUUGGGGGCUGGCGACAAGGUAAUGCAAGCGAUUAGAAAAGUUAAAAGGAAAAAUUACAGAUUUGGAAUCAGCAUCUUUCGAAAGAUUUACUAAUUACUGUAGUUUCGGGGUGUUUGGGGGAGAGAGAGUCUCUAAGUUAAUACUGAAAUGAAUUUAAAAAAAAAUCUCACUUGCCCAGAACAAAUCUGUGUUUUAAUUUUCCUCAUAUCUAGUCCUCUUGUACAAAAAUAGUAAUACCUCAUCAUCUACUUCAUCCAACACAGGUUAUGGGUAUAAGCAUUUCUUCUUUUCACAACUUUUGAGAAUGAGUUUAGAGAAAUUUUCUUAAAGGAAAUCUGUCACCUGCACUAACCUGUCAGUACAGACAGCUAGUGCAGGUGACACUGAUGACAACGGUACUUACCUUGCCCCGUUCCGUGCAGUCGUUCUCUGGUAUCUUCAGCUCCGGGCCUGGCUUGGAGCAUGGGCGGAGCUUAGUGAUGUCACCGCUGCUAUUCGCUACCAGCAGGACCCAGCAGAGAACAGCAGUGGCAACGUCACUAAGCUCUGCCCAUGCUCCAAGCUGGGCCCGGAGAAGAUUACUGAAGAACGACUGUACGGAAGGGGAAAAGGUAAGUACAGUUGUCAUCAGUGUUACCUGCAUUAUCUGUUGGUACCGACAGGUUAGUGUAGGUGACACUGGUGACAGAUUUCUUUUAGGAGAACUUGCCAUCUUCUCCUUUUUGCUGCUCCACCUGUGGGCCAUGCUGAGGUGCUGCAAGGUAUGCACCAUCAGUUUACCAUCCAAAUUUAAUUUUAGAAGGGCAAUCUGGUUUUGCAGAUGUUUACUGUGUCCUUUACAAUACUCUUUAAUGUGAAUUAAUAGUCCCUUAUUUUGUGUACCUGCACUAGUGUGUGGAGGAGAUGGAGUUUUAUCAAAGCAGCUCCUUUUGCCCUUUGGAUGUGCUCCAGACAUCAAUUAACCCCCCUCCAUAAUGGACUGAUGCUGCUGACAAGCCAUCCCCGGUGAUACCACAAACUGUUUCUUGGGCAGACAAAAACCAGCUUGAUAAACUCAGCUAUUUUGUGAUGUGAACUUUUGUAAAUAUUCAGAACUGUGUGUGUAAAUAUAUAUAUAUAUAUGUACACAUUUUUUUCUCACCUUAAAACUGGCCCCUGUAGCUUUGGUCUAGCCCAUAGGGUUUAAGGCCUGGAAUUGUUUUAACAUAAAAAAUCUAGUUUGGAUGAAUGCUAUACUAAUAAAGUGUUAAUUUUAAAGGUGCUGAUAUGUAAAAGGGACUCUGAUUUCGAUGAAUACCAUUGCCACAGAGGUAAUAAUUUGAUAACUUUUUAGUGCAGUUCUUUAAAGUAAAGGUAUCAAUAGUCAAGGCUAAGCUAUGUGAUACCUAAGAUCUACCAUGAGAUGGCACUAUCGUUCUAUUUCAAAAUCUCAGAUUUCAUG
Messenger RNA from Hyla sarda, 5970 nucleotides. RefSeq names its product proline rich mitotic checkpoint control factor (gene PRCC). The coding region runs from base 812 to 2971 and encodes 719 amino acids. The transcript is spliced from 7 exons. The record is from RefSeq and is a predicted model, not a curated record. Gene Ontology annotation, cellular component: nucleus. NCBI's taxonomy places the organism in Eukaryota, Metazoa, Chordata, Amphibia, Anura, Hylidae.